CAGCUUGGUGCCGACUCCCUGGGGAGCGGCGACGGUGGCGUCUUGGGGCUAGUCGGAGCGAUCACCUGCCUCCGCCCUCUUGCCACCGCUUGGUGAGUGCACCGCGGGUCCUCGCCACCUUGCCUGGCUUUUCGGCCCCCAUCCCUGCUGCCGCUGAGCAAGCCUUCCGUGGAACACCUGCUGCUGCUCGAUUUCGGACCGGGGCGGAGACACAGCUACGGACGUCCUUGCGGGGUCUCACUAAGUUGUCCAGGCUGGCCUUGAAAUUGCAGUCCUCCUGCCUUGGCCUCCUGAAUUGCUGGAAUUACAGGGCCUCUGCUCUCCAGGAAGAUAAAAGUUUUUAAAGCUGCCUAGCACUAGGAGGUGAGAAGUCUGCCAAAUACCUGCUCUGUGCCAAUAACCUGGUUGGGGAGAGAACAACAGAGUAAAUGCUGUCAAGACCUGGGCAGUGGGUCUUUCCUCCCUCUUUUCCUCUCAGGGCAGCGAUCAUCAUCACCUUUUACUGCAACAGAUAUUGAUCAUCCUGCCUCACAGUGUAGCCUCACUUUCUUUGUCUGAAUUGGGGAGAAGGGGAUAACGAGGUGGAGCUUGUUCUGGAGACCAGAAGUCCAAAAUCAAAUCUUGGCUCUAAGAUGGAGCAGGUGUAUAGAGGGUAAGAACCCAAUUCUGGGACCACGUCACUUUCUUCCUUCCUUAACAAGACUGUCGGCUUGAGCAGCUUGGACCUGGGAUGAGGAUGUCUGUGGGCCUUUCACUGCUGCUCCCCUUCUGGGGGAGGAUCUUUGUCCUCCUGCUUUCUGUGGCCAUGAUUCAAUCUCGCUGGCCCAGUGAACCGUCAGAGGCCAUCAGGGACUGGGAGAACCAGCUUGAAGCGUCCAUGCAUUCAGUGCUUUCAGAUCUUCAUGAAGCUGUUCCCAGGGUGGUUGGCAUUCCCGAUGGCACAGCUAUCGUCGGGCGCUCAUUUCAAGUGACCAUUCCUACAGAUUUAAUUGCUUCCAGUGGAGAAAUCGUCAAGGUAUCGGCAGCGGGGAAAGAGGCUUUGCCAUCUUGGCUGCACUGGGACCCACAGAGCCACACCUUGGAGGGCCUCCCCCUUGACACUGAUAAAGGUGUGCAUUAUAUCUCAGUGAGCGCUGCACGCCUGGGGGCCAAUGGGAGCCAUGUCCCUCAAACCUCCAGUGUAUUCUCUAUUGAGGUCUACCCUGAAGAACACAGUGAGCCACAGUCCAUGCGAGCAGCCUCACCAGACCCUGGGGAGGUAGUGUUUUCUGCUUGCGCUGCUGAUGAGCCAGUGACGGUCCUGACAGUGAUUCUGGAUGCUGAUCUCACCAAAAUGACCCCAAAGCAAAGGAUUGACCUCCUGCACAAGAUGCAGAGUUUCUCAGAAGUGGAACUUCACAACAUGAAGUUGGUGCCAGUGGUGAAUAAUAGACUCUUUGACAUGUCAGCCUUCAUGGCCGGCCCAGGAAAUGCAAAAAAGGUUGUGGAGAAUGGGGCUCUGCUCUCCUGGAAACUGGGCUGCUCCCUGAACCAGAAUAGUGUGCCUGACAUUCAUGGCGUGGAGACCCCUGCCAGGGAGGGUGCUAUGUCUGCCCAGCUUGGCUACCCUGUGGUAGGUUGGCAUAUUGCCAAUAAGAAGCCCCCUCUUCCAAAAAGAAUACGGAGGCAAAUUCAUGCUACACCAACACCUGUCACUGCCAUUGGACCUCCAACCACGGCCAUCCAGGAGCCACCAUCCAGGAUAGUGCCUACCCCCACAUCUCCAGUCAUUGCUCCUCCAACAGAGACUAUGGCUCCACCUGUCAGGGAUCCUGUUCCUGGAAAACCCACAGUCACCAUUCGCACUCGAGGUGCCAUUAUUCAGACCCCCACUCUAGGCCCUAUUCAGCCCACUCGGGUGUCAGAAGCUGGUACCACAGUUCCUGGCCAGAUUCGCCCAACAGUGACCAUUCCUGGUUAUGUGGAGCCCACGGCAGUUGCUACUCCUCCCACAACUACAACCAAGAAGCCACGAGUAUCCACACCAAAACCAGCAACGCCUUCAACUGAUUCCUCAACGACGACAACCCGCAGGCCCACCAAGAAACCACGGACUCCCCGACCAGUGCCCCGAGGCACCACCAAAGCUCCCAUCACCAGACUGGAAACGGCCUCUCCACCUACUCGAAUCCGCACCACCACCAGUGGAUUGCCCCGUGGGGGAGAACCCAACCAGCGUCCAGAACUCAAGAACCACAUUGACAGAGUGGAUGCCUGGGUGGGUACCUACUUUGAGGUGAAGAUCCCAUCGGAUACCUUCUAUGACAAUGAGGAUACCACCACUGACAAGCUAAAGCUGACCCUGAAGCUGCGGGAGCAGCAGCUAGUGGGUGAGAAAUCUUGGGUGCAGUUUAACAGCAACAGCCAACUCAUGUAUGGCCUGCCUGACAGCAGCCAUGUGGGCAAACAUGAGUAUUUCAUGCAUGCCACAGACAAGGGGGGCCUUUCAGCUGUAGAUGCUUUUGAGAUCCAUGUCCACAAGCGGCCUCAAGGAGACAGGGCUCCUGCAAGGUUCAAGGCCAAGUUUGUGGGUGACCCAGCAACAGUGGUGAAUGACAUCCACAAGAAGAUUGCCUUGGUGAAGAAGCUGGCCUUUGCCUUCGGUGACCGAAACUGCAGCACUGUUACCCUGCAGAAUAUCACCAGAGGCUCAAUCGAGGUAGAAUGGACCAACAAUACACUGCCCUUGGAGCCCUGUCCGAAGGAGCAGAUUAUUGGAUUGAGUCGGAGGAUUGCUGAGGAUAAUGGGAAACCUCGGUCUGCCUUCUCCAAUGCCCUGGAGCCUGACUUUAAGGCCAUGAGCAUUGCUGUGACAGGUUCUGGCAGUUGUCGACACCUACAGUUUAUCCCUGUGCUACCACCCAAGAUGGGGUCCUCACUGGCACCAACCACAGAGAUGCCAGACAGGGACCCUGAGAAGAGCAGUGAGGAUGAUGUUUAUUUACACACAGUCAUUCCGGCUGUGGUAGUUGCAGCCAUCCUGCUCAUUGCUGGCAUCAUAGCAAUGAUUUGUUAUCGCAAGAAGCGGAAGGGCAAGCUUACCCUUGAGGACCAGGCCACCUUUAUCAAGAAAGGGGUGCCUAUCAUCUUUGCAGAUGAGCUAGAUGACUCCAAGCCCCCACCCUCCUCCAGUAUGCCACUCAUCCUGCAGGAGGAGAAGGCCCCCCUUCCACCUCCUGAGUACCCCAACCAGAGUGUGCCCGAGACUACUCCUUUGAACCAGGACACAGUGGGAGAGUACACACCCCUGAGGGAUGAGGAUCCCAAUGCACCUCCUUAUCAGCCUCCCCCACCCUUCACAGCCCCCAUGGAGGGCAAGGGCUCCCGUCCCAAGAACAUGACCCCAUACCGGUCACCCCCUCCCUAUGUCCCCCCUUAACCCACAAGCGCCUGGGUGGAGGCAGGGUUAGGGCAGGGGCCUAGAGACAACUUGGUGUUGUCUGUGGAAACCGGUGACCUGCAGACCAUCACCCACCGGUAGCUGACACCCGACCUAGCACACACUGACACACGGGGCCUAGACGAGCCCACCCUCUCUGGUCCUCCCAAACCCCAAAGCAGCUGGAGAGACUUUGGGGACUUUUUUAUUUUUUGCCUAACAGCUUUUUGUUUGUUCAUAGAAAAUUCUUCGCUGAGUUUUUUGAUGGCUGGCUCUGAAAACAUUUGUUUGAGUAGUAGUUAGGUGGAGGGAGCGAGGAACCGUGAAUGAACUUGCAGGCAGUGCUGGGUGGCCCCCCAGCUCUCUGCGUUUUGCCUUUAACACUAACUGUACUGUUUUUUCUAUUCACGUGUGUCUAGCUGCAGGAUGUAACAUGGAAAACAGUAGCUAAAGAUUAAAUUCAAAGGACUUUCAGAAGUUAAGGUUAAGUUUUUACAUUUAAUCUGCUGUUUACCUAAACUUGUAUGUAUAAUUUUUGGGUGGGUACGGGGAAUUGCUUUGCUAAAAAUAAGCUCCCAGGGUGUUUCAAUCUUAGAGAAGACCAAGGGACAGUAUUUUUUAUCAAAGGAAUCCUAUUUUUUCACACUACGUCAACUUGGUUGCUCUGAUACCCCAGAGCCUGAUGGGGUCCUCCUGACCCUGGCUUGGGGGCCAGGGCCUUGGUGCUGGGUUUGCUCUCCUGCUGUUGCCAGAGGCUGGAAGCUGGAGGGGCCUAUUGGGCUGUGGACAUCCCCACCUCCACCCCAUGCACACUAAUGGCCCACCACCAAGGGGUCUUCAUUUCCAUGGAAAAGGGACUCCAAGAGGCAUUGGUGGCCAUGGCCCCCAACCUAGGUGCUCCAAGGUGGGCCAUCUGCUCAUGGGGGCACCUGGGAGGUCGAGGGACUCGACCACAUCAACCUAUUUUGUUUUUCCCUUCUUCUGGUAUGUUCCCCCUCUCCCCAAAAGGAAUAUCAUGUUUUUGGAAACACUCAGUGGGGGACAUUUUGGUGACGAUGCAAUAUUUUUAUGUCAUGUGAUGUUCUUUCCUCACUUGACCUUGGCUGCUUUGUCCCAACAGUCCACAGUCCUACCCAAAACCCACCCCUUUCCUUUUCUCUGGCACUCCAGUCCCAGGCCUUGGGCCUGAAUGACUGGAAAAUGGUGGCUGGGGAGGAGUGCCAGCAAUAGUUCAUAGUAAAAAUCUGUGGGCUCUCAAAGCUAAUUUUUUACUAAAGUUUUUAUACAGCCUCAAAUUGUUUUAUUAAAAAAAAAAAAGAUUAAAAAUGGUGAUGCUUACAGCAGUUUGUACAAGCUCUUAGUGUUGAAUCCAUGGAACUGACGGCUUUGCUCAUUUUGACCACCACCCCCCCUUCUUUUCCUAACAGUUUAAAUUCUGGAACUACACUAGGGCUUCUCUUGCCUUUUUUAGCAAAACAUCCGUCCGUCCAUCUGCAUCUCUGUCCCAUGACUCAGGGGCAUCCACUCUGCUUCAGUUUUCCUCCUUUGGAAGAAAUUGUUUUGGAGCAUGACUUUUCUUGAUGUCUUGAGUUAUUUCGGGUACCUUUUAGGGAGGAAUGCCUUUUGCAAUAAUGUAUCCCUCUGUGAUUGAGGGUGGGUGGGGUGGGUGAACCCAGGCUCCCUCUGCACACGGAGCAGCUACUUCUAAGCCAUAUUGACUGUUUUGCAGAGGAUUUGACUGUUGCAGAGGAUUUGACUGUUUUGCAGAGUUUUUGUGUGUGCUCCCUCAGUAGGGGAAGAUAGGAGGGGAAAGGUCUUCAUUUCUGCUCUUCUCCAGAGGCAUUUCCCUUGCGCCUUCUUCCACAGGGCCCAACCCUCUCCCCUGCCCCAGCCUCCAGUAGGCUACUCUGGAGUGAGCAGCACCCUUGGAGGAGGAGCCUAUAGAUGAGGGCUCAGUGGGUGGCUGGUGACCAGGCCUCAUGCUUCUAUGCCCUGGUCUAAGCCAGAGUUGAGUCAGGAGCACAAGUGGAAUCUGACCUGGUGUGAUUUUUUUUCUGAUGACCUCAUCAAAAAAUAAACAAUUUCCAAUGUUCCAGGUGAGGGCUUUGAAAGGCCUUCAAAACAGCUCUGUUGCCCUUAGCAACCCCACCAUUGGGCAUUGCCCUGCUGUGGCUGUCCCAGAAUGUCCUGUUGCCAUAGCAACUGGAGGCAAUGGGGCAGUGAACAGAAUAAUAACAGCAACAAUGCCUUUGCAGGCAUACUCCUCCCUGAGCACUGGGCUGGCAAUGCCAUUGGACUCUGAGACGGAGAGCCAAUCUCACAUUCAAGUGUUCACCAACCACUGACGUGUUUUUAUUUCCUUCUAUAUGAUUUUAAGAUGUGUUUUCUGCAUUCUGUAUAGAAACAUAUCAAACUAAAUAAAAUCAGUGUCUUUAUUACAA
Molecule: messenger RNA, 5859 nt
Organism: Marmota monax (woodchuck)
Lineage: Eukaryota; Metazoa; Chordata; Mammalia; Rodentia; Sciuridae
Gene: Dag1
Product: dystroglycan 1
Exons: 7
Coding region: 731-3418 (895 amino acids)
Biological process (GO): nerve development; morphogenesis of an epithelium; muscle attachment
Cellular component (GO): dystrophin-associated glycoprotein complex; basement membrane; dystroglycan complex
Molecular function (GO): laminin binding; calcium ion binding
Source: RefSeq, a predicted model, not a curated record